Messenger RNA from Monodelphis domestica (gray short-tailed opossum), 1484 nucleotides. It is a transcript of the gene C8H12orf71, whose product is annotated as chromosome 8 C12orf71 homolog. NCBI's taxonomy places the organism in Eukaryota, Metazoa, Chordata, Mammalia, Didelphimorphia, Didelphidae. The record is from RefSeq and is a predicted model, not a curated record.
UGGACUUUGAGCUACUGACUCUCAGGAUCCAAAAUGAUUUAUAGCCCUUCACAGUUAAUAAAUCAGAAGCCUUCUAGUUACUCUCCCUGAUGAGGGCUCCUACUAGAGCUUGGCAUAUCAAAGACAUAUAAACUGUCCUACCUAAGCUUUGAAACUGCCGCAAUAGAAGAAGAAUAGAGUCAGGAUGUUGGGAGGAACGUGCUAGGGAGACAAGCUAUUACAUACUACAAUGGGUUUCUUAAGGAAGAUAGUAGCCUCCAAUGCCUGGAAGAUUAAGAGUACAAAAUCCUAGGAGUAUGGGAUGGCAGUCAUGGGAAGCAUGGGAAUGGAUAGUUACUCAAACAGUAUUAGUGACUUUCCCCUUUUUCCUUAGAUGAGGAAGGUCUAAAAGACCAGACCCAGGUCAUGAGGUCUGACCCCUUGGACACUAUGGCAUCCCCCUCCUCCCAGACUAAUAGUGCCGACACAGAGAUUAGCAGCUCUGAGUCCAACUUCAGUCUCUCUGUGGGCUAUUUUCCCUCACAGGAUAUAAACUCCUAUAUGGAAACAGGCCCAGAGAGUGAGUCCACUCAUUUCCUCCCACCCAUCCAAGGAGCAUGGCUGACUGAAAAUGCAAGGAGACCCAAAAGAAGAUUCAGCCGAGUUCAGACCAAAGCAGAUGAAAUUUCCAAACUUAGUAUUACCCUAGCGUGGGAUAUUGAUCUGGGACCUGACCACUCAGAUUCAAUGUCUGCCUGGAAUUUAAAGAAAGAAAAAAGCUGGGCAGACACCAACACAGAACAAAAUACAUACCAGCCUAUGGAAGAACUGGACUGUUUUGUUCAAAAGCUUGAAACAGAUAAAGAUAAUCACAGGGGAGAUGAUAGUUUUGUUCUUAAGUCACUCGCAAAAGAAGAUUCCCCAGUCACCAAAGAUUCCCCCAUCUCCACAGCUUCCCCUUCAGACACCAUUAAAACCAUCACUAAGUCCAUCCAAGAUGAGAACAUGUCUCACGACUCUUCAACUGGUCAACAUCCAGAAAAUGGGCAUCUGGUCCAACCAGUCAUACCACAGGAGUGCCAGCUCAGAGCAACAAAAAAGAUGGAGGCUUGGCAGGAAAGGAAGGAAACACCAAGCUGUAAGAGUAAGGGGAGAAGUUCUGCAGAAUCUUCCUCACUCUCCACAGGAAAGAGAGAGAACCAAUCUUCUGCUUCCCCAGAAAUACAGUCACUGUCCUGUUUGAACAUAGGUCGGCUUCUCAGGUGGUUAAGGGAGCAAGUCUUUUCCUCACUUUCAGGGAGAGAACAAUCCCAAAACAAGGCCACCAAGGGCACAAAACACCUAGUCCAGAGAAGACAGCGCUCAUAUAGAGAAAGAAGAGUCCAACCCCAGGACAUUCCCAAAUCUACCUAACUAUAGUCACUGGAUUUCUAUCUUUGUAAUAGCAACUGUCCCACUUUCCCCAAAGGGUCACCUUUAACUCUAAUAAAAUACAUCUAAAUUUC